This is a messenger RNA of Elgaria multicarinata webbii, 2862 nucleotides long. It is a transcript of the gene GDPD1, whose product is annotated as glycerophosphodiester phosphodiesterase domain containing 1. Gene Ontology annotation, biological process: glycerophospholipid catabolic process; N-acylethanolamine metabolic process. NCBI's taxonomy places the organism in Eukaryota, Metazoa, Chordata, Lepidosauria, Squamata, Anguidae. Gene Ontology annotation, cellular component: endoplasmic reticulum membrane. The transcript is spliced from 10 exons. Gene Ontology annotation, molecular function: phosphatidylcholine lysophospholipase A1 activity; phosphoric diester hydrolase activity. The record is from RefSeq and is a predicted model, not a curated record. The coding region runs from base 2 to 940 and encodes 312 amino acids.
CAUGUCGGCCGCCUUCUACCUCCUCUCCACGCUGGGCGGCUACCUCGUCACCUCGGCGCUGCUGCUGAAAUUCCCGGGUUUGCUCCACCGACCCAAGCGCCACCGGUUCAGAUGCCGGCAUAUCUCGCACCGCGGCGGUGCUGGAGAGAAUCUGGAAAAUACCAUGGCAGCUUUUCACCAUGCAGUUGACAUGGGCACCGAUAUGCUGGAACUUGACUGCCAUUUGACGAAGGAUGAGCAGGUCGUGGUGUCUCAUGACGAGAACCUGAAACGGUCGACAGGCAUGGAUGUCAAUAUAUCUGACCUCAAAUACUCAGAACUGCCACCAUACCUUUGCAGAUUGGAUGUAACUUUUCAAAAAGAGAGCCACUGUGAGGGUGAAGACAAGCACAUCCCCUUGCUCAAGGAGGUGUUUGAGGCCUUUCCGCACACACCAAUCAACAUCGACAUCAAAGUGAACAAUGACACGCUGAUUAAAAAGGUUUCAGAGUUGGUGAACUAUUACAAACGACAAAACUUGACAGUUUGGGGCAGCGUCAAUCAUAAGGUUGUGGAAAAGUGUCACAAAGAGAAUGCCCACAUUCCUAUCCUCUUCUGCUUGCGGCGUGUCCUCCUGCUCCUCGGCCUGUUCUACACCGGUCUCCUGCCAUUCUUUCCCAUCCUAGAGGAGUUCUUGGAGAUUCCUAUGCCUUCCAUCAUCCUCAAGUUGAAAGACUCGGAGAAGAUCUCAAGGACCCAGCGGUUUACCAUAUGGCUUACCGACACAUUGCUAAUGAGGAAAGCUUUAUUUGACCACCUCACUGCUCGAGGAAUUCAGGUCUACAUCUGGGUACUCAAUGAAGAACAAGAAUACAAGCGAGCGUUUGAUUUGGGAGCAACAGGUGUGAUGACAGACUACCCCACAAAGCUGAAGAACUUUUUACACGCUUACGCCGCGUAAAACGAAACAAGGAUAGUUCUGACAAAGAGGGGGCGAAAUGGACGAAAACAAGCCAAGGAGACCCCUCCGUUCUACCUGAACCUUUCAGCGACGCAUUCACUCAAUAAUGGCCACCGGACGUAAAACAGCUGGGUUUUAUUACCUCAUUCUUAAGUCAUUACACCUCUAGAGAUUGUAUACAGCUAUAUUUAUUUACAAUUUUAAACGGCAUAGUUUACAUUUUAUUUUUUAUUUCUUUGUUUGUAAAUAGCUUGGUUAGUGGCCGUACACUAAUCUAAUAGACGUGUCUAGGAAAAGGCCGGCUGACAGGGUAGCUUGUAGAAGCAAUAGACGUAAUUCACCGCGGCUUUCCCCAUCGUGGUGCCCUGCAGAUAUGUUGGACUACAACUCCCAUCAUGGCCAGGCGGUGUGGUCCUGCCCAUCUGGAGGGUUAGGGAAGGCUCGUUUACUGUUAUCUGUCGCUAGAUCUUGUAGCUCAGAUUUCACCAAGUUUGCACAUGGAAAACAUUCCCCCCCCCCUCCAAAAUGCAUCGAACAUGUAAAUAUUCCUGGUAGACUGGCUAAUGGGACUGAAAAUUACCUGGUCAUUUCAGGUAGCUUAACAAGACACGAAGGGGAAAGAACAGGAGCAGGAAAGGUAGACAGGCAAUUGGCAAAGAGCUGGAGCACCCUCCCUGUGAAGUGUACAGUCUCCGCUCAAUAAGGACUCCUCACUGCCAGACCCAUUGAGAAGGGAGCGAUAGGUUGAAACCCCACUGCUACUCCCUCCUCUGCCCCCCAUCGCAGCAGGCAGCAAGCUCCAUUUAAACACAGUCCGCGGCCCCUCUGCGUCCCUUCCUUGCCGCUGUGGCCAUCACUGGGUGUGGCAGAUUUUAAGCCAGUGAGCUCCGAUGGCCGGUCCCUAGUUGCAGCUCAUGGAGGUAGCCGUUUUGUGUGGCUCUGUGUAUGUGUUUUUGACCAAAAGUGGACCGUAAAACUUAACGCGUAGUGCUGCUGUUCGUUGUAUCGAUGUCGGGAUCUUCAGGACAGUUCGCUGCACAAGGCUGCUACAGCUGUGACCUACUGACGUCUUCAGUUGGAAGGGUUUUCAAGGAGGGUCCUCAGCCAUGAGCUGUGAACGGAAAAUUGGUGGUAAUUCCGGAGCAGAAGAGCUUAAGGGCUUGCAACCUUUUAUUUUGCACAAUUCAGAACGUAGAAGGACUUCUAGGUCUCAGAUUCCAGACCUGCAUGCCUCUUAAACCUAACGAUUCUUAACAAGAUUGUCAGUACUAAUUUUUUAAAAAAAAUAAUCAUUGGUGUAUCUAGAAAUACCUCUGUGCAUUUCUGCUGCUGAUGGAAUACUGCCACUUCGGUAGGAGAGCUCAAGAAAGAAUUUCUGGAGCAAGUGUUGAAUCAAGAUGAAAACGCCUACCCUGCAUGUGCAGGCAUUCUUCUGGGUCUCCCUCCCUUCCAUGAGGAUGUUUUCUGACUUGCAGUCAGCUGGAGAGAAAAAAAAAAAGGCAUCCGGUUUAAUUAAAGCCUUUUAAAAUGACGGGGCAAGGAAGGUACGAAGAGAGCCAGUGUGGUGUAGGGAACAGCGUGUGGCAUUUGGACCCGAGUUCAAAUUCCUGCUUGAUUUUGCAUUUUUAAAACUUACUGGGAAAGCUUAGGGCAGUCAGUCCCCCAGUCUAGCCUACCUCACAGGGCUGUUGUGAGGCUAACACAGGGCAUUAAAAAACGAAACACCUGGCUACACCAUCCUGAACUCCUUGGAGAGACUUGAUACAAAUGUGACUUUAAAAAGACUUAAAACUGGACAAAAGUCUCCUUUAGAAACUGUAGAAUGUACAUACCGAAGUAUGCUAUGUAGUAUCUCCUCUAAGUUUAGCUUACACUGUACUGUGAGGUAAUGUAGCAGUCUCUGGGUCAGAGAAUUAAAAAAA